CAGGACCAAGAUGGCGGCUUGAAAGUGUAGUUUAUUGUAGCGUCUAGUUAUUGACCAAAAUAAUGGAUUUAUCUCCUGAUUAAUAAAUAUAACCAAUAAUCAAGGCUAACUGGUUCCUCAUCCAGGAUUUCAUCAUGUAUGAAAGCACAAAAAACAUGUUUUUGACGCGUGCGUUGGAGAAGAUCUUGCACGACAAGGAGGCAAAGAAAUCGUACCAUUCACAGCUCAGGAAAGCUUGUGAAGUUGCUCUAAAAGAGCUCAAUGACACUCAUGGUACUACAMCGUCAGAUCAGACUGAAGGGAGUCCAUCUUCAGUGCUUCCACUACCAAAAGAUGCRAUGCCAUUCAUUUAUGCCGACAAGUACUUCCUUCCUUUUGAACUGGCCUGUCAAUCAAAAUCCCCACGCAUUGUCACAACUGCUCUUGAUUGUUUACAGAAAUUGAUAGCCUACGGUCAUUUGGCUGGUGAUAUACCUGACAGCACAGAACCAAGCAAGCGUCUAAUAGAUCGUAUCAUUGAAACAAUCUGUGGGUGUUUUGUGGGAGUUCAAACCGAUGACAGUGUUCAGCUGCAGAUUAUUAAGGCGCUCUUAACUGCUGUUACAUCCAACACCUGUGAAGUCCAYGAAGGAACCUUACUGCAGGCAGUGAGGACAUGUUAUAAUAUCUACCURGCCAGCCGUAAUCUCAUCAAUCAAACAACAGCUAAAGCUACKCUUAGUCAGAUGAUAAGUGUGAUAUUUCAACGUAUGGAGCAACAGGCUGCACUUGAAGAAGAUGAAAAUACCAAAGACAGUGAAACAGAAAGCAYAACAUCAAAAGAAGAAGAAGAGAAGGCAAAGUCAAACUCUGACACAAACAGUAAAGAAGAGACAACAAGUGAAAAUACUCCUGGGAUAGAACAAGAAUCAUCCGAACAUGAUGAUACACCAACACAAGCAGAAAACAGCUCUGAUUCUCAACCAAAGUCUGAAAGUGUUUCUGAUCCAAACACAGAAAAYAGCACAGUAGAAACACCAGAAGAUGCUACUCAGGAUAACUCCAUUGAAAAAGAUAUUGACAAACCAAAAAGUGAAUCAGAGGUAGAAACAAUCCCAACUGAGCAAGAUGUUGACGAAGGRGUGGAUUUACAGGAUGACCAAAUUGAUGAUGUCCCAAAAGAUGAUGAGUCACAAAGUGACGAACAAAGCAAACCAGAUGAAGUUCAACUAGAAGAUAAUGAGCAAACAGGUACUGAUGAAAGCAAGUCAGGUCAGUGAAGCACWGUAGUAAUGGAUCCAAAAUAGUUUGC
Molecule: messenger RNA, 1291 nt
Organism: Exaiptasia diaphana
Lineage: Eukaryota; Metazoa; Cnidaria; Anthozoa; Actiniaria; Aiptasiidae
Product: brefeldin A-inhibited guanine nucleotide-exchange protein 1
Exons: 8
Coding region: 135-1259 (374 amino acids)
Source: RefSeq, a predicted model, not a curated record